CAAGUUGGGAAAUGGGACGCAGCCGACCGCAGGUAUAUAAGACGAAGGAGGCAUGCAGUUUAUCCUCACCGCUGAGGUCUAGCAAGAGUUCCCAUCCGUACUGCACAGUUUCAACGAUGAAGGCCUUCUUCGCUGUUCUCGCUGUCGUGGCUGCACCUUUCGUUGCGGGUCACUACACGUUCCCAGACUUCAUUAACGACGGAGAGACGUCCGCCGACUGGGUCGACAUCCGUGAGACCGCGAACCACUACAGCAACGCCCCGGUCACCGAUGUUACCAGCACCGCGCUUCGUUGCUAUGAGCUCGACAUGCAGAACACCCCCGGAGAAACACAGACCGCUACUGUCCAGGCCGGCUCUACUGUUGGAUUCUACCUCGACAUCAUGAUGUCGCCCGCUUCCCCCGCAGCCAACUCACCCGACGCUGGUACUGGCCAGACCUGGUUUAAAAUCUACGAAGAGGUGCCCCAGUACACGAACGGCCAGCUCGUCUUCCCUGCCACUCAGCAGCAAGUCACCUUCACCAUCCCCUCGGAGGUCCCCAGCGGCCAGUACCUUCUCCGUGUCGAGCAGAUUGCUCUCCACGUCGCCGAGACCUACGGCGGCGCGCAGUUCUAUAUUGGCUGUGCCCAGAUCAACGUCGAGAAUGGCGGUAGCGGCACUCCCGGACCGCUCGUGUCGAUUCCGGGUGUCUACACUGGCUACGAGCCCGGUAUCCUCAUCAACAUCUACGACCUUCCAUCCAACUUCACCGGCUACCAGACCCCCGGUCCUGCUGUCUGGCAGGGAUGAGUGGAUACCAGCAGCCGGCGAUGCAGAUCCAGUUUGCAAAAUAUGGUAUCAUUCCUCUGCGAGUAGUUGUAAAUUAAGCGACUUUCGGUCGCCGAUAGCAAUGUGAUAUUCUGUAACGAAGUUCAGGAAGAGGAAAGCUGACAAUCUUCUAAGACGGGACGAACUCCGCGCGGGAGACGAUCCUGGACCAAGAUAGAGGAAAGAAAGAAAAAAGCCAUCAUAUGAGGAUGACAGCAAGUAGUAACGCCAUAAGGAUUAUUAUGAGAAUAAUUAUACACCAACCCGAUUUCGUCUCUUCUGUCUGCCGAAUAAACUUCUUCAUUCGCCGCAUGGCACCGCUCAAUUUGGAAUCCGUUUGGUCGACACCAUGUUCGAGAUCGUCGAGCAUCCUGUUCCAGACAUGUAAGCUAAGCGCAGGGAGUCAAUGCACACUCACUCGUUGUGUUCCACAAUCUCCUGGCCCAUAAGCCCAGCCUGUUCUUGUAGGGUAUGUAGAGUUGUGCCAAUGGACUCGAUCGUGCGGUCCUGCUCGUGGAUCAUCAUCUGUUGCUCCUGUCGAGCCCAUUCUGACUGGUCGUCUUCGGGUGCAGUUCCGUUCGCCGGUGACUCCAGAGACGCCGCUCGGUGCACGUCCGAGCGCGACAGUGGCCGUGACCGUGCUCCGAAUUCAGGAUCUACCUCGGCGCGCAUGUUGUCAAUCUCCUUCCGGACAAAGCCCACGUAUCGUCUCCGUUCCAUGACCUCGGACUCUUCGAGACCAAACAUCCGCGCACCGGUACUCUCGACAAUCUUGACACUUUCCUCGAGGUCUUCGAGAUCUGCUUCGAGCGCAGCUAGUGUCGCUUUGAGCUCAUUUCGUGCCCACACCAGCUCUUCACUCUCGUCUCUCGCCGUGCUCCGGAUGCGCAGAUACGACGCGCGGAGGGUCGAGGCCGUGUGCAAGGAGUUCUGCACCUCCUGCUGCACGGCAUGAUAUGGGUCUGUGGACAUCUUGAGCGCGGUUAAUUUGCACACGGUCCAAUCUUGCUACGGUAUGGUUCUAUUGUAGCAUCAAAAUAUCGUGGCUUGUGU
Molecule: messenger RNA, 1862 nt
Organism: Phanerochaete carnosa HHB-10118-sp
Lineage: Eukaryota; Fungi; Basidiomycota; Agaricomycetes; Polyporales; Phanerochaetaceae
Product: glycoside hydrolase family 61 protein
Exons: 14
Coding region: 117-791 (224 amino acids)
Source: RefSeq, a predicted model, not a curated record